Messenger RNA from Cinara cedri, 704 nucleotides. The record is from the annotation of a GenBank genome assembly. NCBI's taxonomy places the organism in Eukaryota, Metazoa, Arthropoda, Insecta, Hemiptera, Aphididae.
AUGGGAACAAUAAAGUUAAAAAAUUUACAAAGUCAACUUGAAAAUAUAGAAACAUUUGAAAACCCAAAAAUUGAAUUUGAACAAUAUACUACAUCACCACUUAUUGCUGCUAGUAUUCUUCAUACUGCCCAAUUUGUAUUUGGUGAUAUAAAGAAUAAAACCAUUGCUGAUUUAGGAUGUGGCUCUGGAAUAUUAUCCAUAGGUGCUGUAAUAUUAGGUGCUGAAUAUUGUACAGGUAAUAAAUAAGUACAUGAUGAAAUAUGAUCAGUUUAAUAGUAUUACAUUUAAUUUGUUAUUUAGGUUUCGAUAUAGAUCCAUCUGCUCUUGCUCUGAGCGUAAAAAAUGCUAGUAAUCGUGAUAUUUUAGAUGAUUGUAAUUUUGUUUUAUGUGACAUAAAAAAUAUCCCAAAAUGUGUUAAGCCUAAAAUGUUUGAUACAGUUAUAAUGAACCCACCAUUUGGAACAAAAGUAAAAGGAGCCGAUUUAGAAUUUUUAAAGUCAGCUUUACACAUGGCUAAUUCAGCUGUGUAUUCACUUCAUAAAACAAGUACCAGAAAACAUAUUCAAAAAAAAGCGAGUAAAUGGAAUGUCAAUUCAAAUGUUGUUGCGGAAUUAAGAUAUGAUUUGCCAGCAUCUUAUGCAUUUCAUAAAGAAAAUUCUGUUGAUGUGUAUGUUGAUUUGAUAAGAUUUUCAAGAAAAAAAUAA